This is a messenger RNA of Apiotrichum porosum, 1788 nucleotides long. RefSeq lists its product as uncharacterized. The transcript is spliced from 14 exons. NCBI's taxonomy places the organism in Eukaryota, Fungi, Basidiomycota, Tremellomycetes, Trichosporonales, Trichosporonaceae. The coding region runs from base 1 to 1788 and encodes 595 amino acids. The record is from RefSeq and is a predicted model, not a curated record.
AUGCCACCGCGCGCUUCGCCAACCUCGGCGCUGCGGCUGCGACGAUUCUACACGUCCCGUGCGGCAGUGGAUACACCCCCGCCAGUAUCUCACUCUAGGGGGGCACCGAACGGGUCCUCCGCGUCGCUUCCCCCAAAACGCAAGCAACGCUCCACCUGGACCCAGCGGUUGCUUGUCCUUGGUCUCAUUGGAGGCGGGGUGUACGCCUAUGACAAGAAGUUCAAUGCGAGCGCGAUCACUAGGAGCUUGCGGACGGGAUACAUUGGGCUGUUGUGUACCUUGGACUACAAGCUCAACUUCUCGCCCGAGAAGGCCAACGAGAUCAACGAGCUCCAUGAGCGCGUUGCCAAACGUCUCCGCUGGGUCAUUGAUACUAACCAGGGACUGUACCUGAAGCUCGGACAGGCGAUUGGUCUCCAAGCAGCCCUUCUCCCCAAACCCUACCGCGACGCCUUCUUCCAUGUAUUCGACAACGCCCCCUCUGUCCCGUACGAGCAAGUCGUCCAAGUCUUUCGCUCCGACCUCGGCAUCGAUCCCAUGGACGUCUUUGGCGAGUUCUCCAAGGAAGCGCUUGCGUCGGCGUCCGUCGCGCAGGUUCACCGCGCCGUCUUGAGGCCAGAGGCCGGUAAUCCCGACCAGGUAGUGGCUGUCAAGGUUCAAAAGCCUGCCAUUGCGAAGCAAAUGGAAUGGGACUUGUUCAGUUACAAAAGCCUGAUGUGGCUCGCGCAGAAGGCCUUUGACUUGCCUUUGUAUUUUGUCGCCGACUACGUCUCCUCACAAAUGCGCUUCGAGACAAGCUUCACUAUGGAAGCCGCCAACGCUCGCAAGUGUGCGGCACUCCUUGCCCAGACGCCCGAACUCAGAGACGACGUGUACGUGCCACGAAUAUAUGGCAAGGAGGACGGAUAUCCCGAAAGCGACCGUAUCCUGGUCAUGGAAUGGGUUGAUGGGUGCAGGUUGAAUGACAAGAAGCAGAUUGAAGCAUGGGGCCUCGAUCCGCGCGAGGUGAUGGACCUUGCCAUCGGUCUUAAUGGCGCCAUGACCUUUUCAUGGGGCUUUGUCCACUGUGACCCGCACCCAGGCAACAUUCUCGUCAGGCCGCAUCCGUGGAAGAAGGGCAAGCCUCAGAUUGUUGUCCUCGACCACGGCCUAUACAUCACCCUCCGUCAGUCGUUCCGCGAAGAGUACGCCACUCUCUGGCGCUCCAUGUUUGUCCUCGACAUCGACACAAUCGAGAAGAUUGGCAAGAAGUGGGGCUUGGGCCUGGAUCCUAACAUGUUUGCUUCUGCGAUUAUGCUCCGCCCGACCCAGGUCAAGCCCACGGGCAAGAAGGGCCCCCACCCCAAGAAAUCAGAGUACGAGCUGCAGCUCGAGGUCAAGGCCCAGUUCAAGGCGAUUCUCGAGAGCGAGCAGCUCAUUCCAAAGGAACUCAUCUUCCUCACUCGCUGCCAAAGGAUGAUGCAAGCAAACAACCAAACACUCGGCUCUCCGUCCUCCAGAGUAAACGUGACUGCACAGUGGGCUGCCCGCGGCUACGCCAACUCGCUCACGGGUUCUCGUGCCCUCUCGGCCGUGGGCUUCCAGACCUGGCUCAAGGACAGGUUGCAAAUGGUCGUGUUCAGGUUUACCCUUUGGGUGAUUGACGUCGCAUUCUGGUGGACCAAGCUCAAACAACGAUGGGGCAGCAGCGACGCGCUUGGAUGGGAGGACCGCCUCCAAAAGCAGAUGGAGUCGUUGGCGCGCGACGAGUUUGGUAUCGAAAUUGACGAUACCGUGUUCCUCGGCUAG